Messenger RNA from Elaeis guineensis (African oil palm), 2450 nucleotides. RefSeq names its product external alternative NAD(P)H-ubiquinone oxidoreductase B3, mitochondrial. Gene Ontology annotation, cellular component: mitochondrion. Gene Ontology annotation, molecular function: calcium ion binding; NADH dehydrogenase activity. Lineage: Eukaryota; Viridiplantae; Streptophyta; Magnoliopsida; Arecales; Arecaceae. The record is from RefSeq and is a predicted model, not a curated record.
CAACAACCUGGCACCAGCUAGCACACGGGAUGGGUGCAGGGUGCACCUCCGAGGGACAUAGAUGCAUUUAUAAGCCUUCUAAUUAGAAACCUAGUCAAAAUGGAGCGGGGAGGGAACAAAAAAAAAAAAUCGGAGGCUGCCCCUAUAAAUGCCCUCAUAGCACUAAAAUCGCCCUACCUUCUCCUCUUGGUUCUCCGUCUCUUCUCUUGCUCCGUUUCUUUUUUUCUCUUUUCUUUCUCUCCUUGGAGUCAGAUCUCUUCUAGGAGGAGGGACGAUGAGCCUCUCGGUGUCUUUCUUCGAUCGGGCAUCGCAGGCGUUCCAUCGGAGUCCCAAAUUCUCGAAGCUGCUCGUUAUCUUCGCCGUCGGUGCUGGAGGUAUUGUGGCAUAUGCUGAUGCAAAAUCAGGCCAUGUUGUUGAAUCAUCUGAAGUAUCUGGCAAGAAAAAGUUGGUAGUCCUUGGAACUGGCUGGGCUGGCAUGAGUUUCUUGAAAAAUCUCGAUACCUCCUUGUAUGAUGUGCAGGUGGUAUCACCUCGUAAUUAUUUUGCCUUUACGCCUUUGCUGCCAAGCGUCACAUGUGGGACAGUGGAAUCACGUAGUAUCAUUGAGCCAAUCCGCAAUAUUGUCAAAAAGAAGGGUGGAGUUAAAUUUUGGGAAGCUGAAUGUUUUAACAUUGAUCCAGUAAACAAGAAAGUUCACUGUCGAUCUAAUAGUGGAAUGAACAUGGGUGGAAAUGGUGAAUUUGCGGUCGAUUAUGACUACUUGGUCCUUGCAAUUGGAGCUAGGCCGAAUACAUUCAACACCCCUGGUGUGGUGGAGCAUUGUCAUUUUCUGAAGGAAGUAGAGGAUGCCGAGAAAAUUCGGCGGAGUGUGAUGAAUUGUUUUGAAAAGGCCAGUCUUCCGAACCUUAGUGAAGAAGAGAAAAGGAAAAAUCUUCACUUCAUCAUUGUUGGUGGUGGUCCAACUGGCGUGGAAUUUGCUGCUGCGCUGCAUGACUUUGUCUCUGAAGAUUUGUCGAAGUUGUAUCCUACCUGUAAAGAUUUGGUGAAGAUAUCAGUAAUUGAGGCUGGCGAGCAUAUUUUAAGCAUGUUUGACAAAAGAAUCACUAAAUUUGCUGAAGAGAAGUUCCAGCGAGAUGGUAUUGAAGUGAAAACAAAUUUUAAGGUUGUUAAGGUGUCUGAUGAAGCCAUCACUAUGACAAAUGCAGCUACUGGAGAAAUAAACGUACCCUAUGGGAUGGCUGUUUGGUCUACUGGUAUUGGGACCCGUCCUCUCAUGAUGGACUUCAUGAAACAAGUCGGUCAGGGCAAUAGGCGUGUAUUGGCAACUGACGAAUGGCUCAGAGUUCAUAACUGUGAUGGGGUUUAUGCACUUGGUGACUGUGCCACUGUAAGCCAGAGAAAAGUCAUGGAAGAUGUCUCUGAAAUAUUUAGGAUUGUGGACAAAGACCAUUCGGGAAAAUUAACUUCGAAAGAAAUCAAAGAUGUUCUAGAUGACAUCUGUGAAAGGUAUCCUCAGGUGGAACUUUAUAUGAAGAGCAAACAAAUGAAGAACUCUGUAGAUCUCCUGAGGGAUUUGGAAAGCAAUUCCCUCAAAGAAUCUAAAGAACUGGACCUAGAAGACUUUAAGAAAGCUCUUGCUUAUGUGGAUUCACAGGUCAAAAUGCUCCCUGCAACAGCUCAGGUUGCUGCACAACAAGGUUAUUAUCUUGCUCAAUGCUUUAACAAGAUGAACAUAAGUGAAGAACACCCUGAAGGUCCUCUUCGUAUCAGAGGAACGGGUCGCCAUCGGUUUCAACCCUUUCGGUACAAACAUCUUGGUCAGUUUGCCCCAUUGGGUGGAGGGCAAACGGCUGCACAGCUGCCUGGAGACUGGAUUUCUAUAGGCCACGGCGCCCAGGGGCUUUGGUAUUCUGUAUAUGCAAGUAAGCAAGUCAGCUGGCGCACAAGGGUUAUGGUGAUUGGCGACUGGACGAGAAGAUUCAUCUUUGGGCGGGACUCCAGUUGCCUUUAAGAUGGGAGAAAGCUAAGCCAUCUAUAUAGACAGCCUGGGCAGACCACAACUUCCUGGGCUUCUUUAAGAUUCGUAUUUCAUUACACUCCAUUUCCAUUUCCUCUCUUUGAUUGAAUUGUAAAUAAAUCUCUUGUGACGGCAAGAGAGCAUUUUGCUGUCAAUUUUGGGUAUCACUAUGCCUUCAUUCUAAUUGCACUUGUGACCUGGAGUGGUCACUACAGAUGAAUGCUAUCAAAUAUAUUCUUUUGGGGUAAACUGAGGUGCUAUCUGCCCCCGGAGCGGGCCACACUUUCAAUGCUGUGCGGCAGUGCUGCAAUUGUGUGUCGUCUUAGUUUGAUUAAUGACUGAUGACGUCAAAAUACCUCUUUGAUUGAUGUAUCUUUAAUAUUUUCAAUUUUUAAACAUCAUUCAUUCGAAAUGUGAUAGUGGUAUCAUUAGC